AUGGGCCAAUCGACGGGAUGUUGCAGCAAAGAGGAGGAAGCGAGACCUUGCGGAGGCAUUGAAACCAUACAGGCCCAACCGCGGCCUGAUGACGACGUUGAGAAGCCGCCUCUGCGCGAGGUUUCGGUGGAAAGUAUCCAGGUGCUCAGCUCGCCCACAUCGAAGCUGGAUGUGAAUCCAAGUAUCAUACGAGGCAUUUCGCUGCGAAAGUGUUUGCGAUAUGUGAGACGGCUAUGGUGGAAGUCUCCCCUGGAUCUUUCGGCAGAUAGCCGAGCAGCCUUGUGGAAAAUAUCACGGCCAACGCCUGGCUUUGACAUGUUUUUGUCACAUACGUGGCAGACCUCGGGGCUUGCCAAAUGCUGUGCGCUCUUGCUUCAAUCCACGUGGGCAUGGUGUUUGGCAGUGUGGCUCCUGACCACGGUGGUUGUGAUGGUCUUAUACAGACAGAAUCUGCUGCCCAUGAUGGGUCGAUAUGCAACACCUGCAACCAUCGAGCAAGACCUACUUCCUUUAGGACCUUGGCUGACCGUCUCUAGCUUGCCUUCAUGCUUCCUUGGCAUGAUGCUCGCGGUGUACGUACCGGAGAGGAUCUGGCCCUCGCCAACUUGCUUUCUGGAUGCAGUCAGCAUCAACCAGAGUGACCAAUCUCUCAUGAUGCAGGGCAUCUAUGGACUCGGUGGCUUCCUCAAAGCUUCGAAAGAACUGCGCAUCCUUUGGUCGCCCCCAUAUUUUUCCAGAUUGUGGUGUAUAUUCGAGCUCGCAGCUUACCGCACGGCGAAUCCGACUGGCAAAAUCAUGCUGGCACCAGUGUUCGUGGAGAGUGCAGUGGCUGCCUACUUCUUUGGGAACUAUGUCAUAGCUCUGCUCUUUACCGACCGGGAGGCCUUCCCGGCCUUGUCAAUCCUUGGGCAGGUGAUCUCUGUCUUUCUUCUUGUCCGCUACUUGCGCAGGAGUUUUGGGGUGAAGCGGAAGCUCAUCUCCGAUUUGCGAAGCUUCAAGGUGGAGGAGGCCCAGUGCCGGCUUCAGUACGAUCGGGAUUUCGUCUUGAAUGCCAUCACCGAAUGGUUUGGCAGCAAGGACGCUUUCACCGAGUAUGUCAGGGGCGACCUCGGCAGAGACGCAAUGUCAGGAUACACCACAGGUGUCAUUCCACUCCAGUAUCAGCUGUUGCUGGUGUUGCCUGACAUAAGCCUGAACCUGGACACAUUCGUGGCGCUCUGGCUGGGGAACAUGCCUACCGAGAUCCUCGUCUCUCACUUUUUGGGUAUGGUUCUUGGUUAUUCCCUAUGCUGGCGCAUGGUGUCCUUCAGCUUGAUAGCGUCCCUAUGUGACCGAGUUCCCUCACUCAGUAGUUGCAAGAUGUUGCUUGUGGAUGUCCUAAUUCUUUUUGCCGCGAAUGCGUGCAUUACCAGUGGACUCUUUGCCGCGCAAGCCGCCUAUGCCCGUGGGGUACCCUGGGCCACAGGCUGGUUUCUUGCGGCAGGUGUGCUAGCGUUGCUUUUCCAGGGCACGUUACAGAAAUGGAAUAAGAAAGCCAAUGAGGGCUACUUUGCCUCCAUCUGGUCUGCGAAUACGGGAGGCUUCCUGGUCUUGGCCGACUCCAUGAUCAAAGGUGACGAAAGCAAAGGGGUGGUUCAGGGUGCCAGGGACAACCUGAUCAAUGAGUGCACGAACAUGGGCCUGAUCAGCGCCUUGAUGCUCACCAUGAUCCUCCCCAUGGCGUAUGAUCACGUCAACGACUGGCUCGAGGAGGAUUACCCUGGAAGUGGUUUCAUCUUCUUGGACAGCUACAUUGGCCAACAGCUUGGUGAGGCCCAGGUGCAUGCGGCGUCUCCUACUUUGAAUGACUUCGUCCUGGUUUUCUACGUGAUUGGCUUCGCAGGAUACCUCUUCUCGACUAUCAUGACAGUCAUCAUGCUUCUUUGUGUUGGAGAGGUGCAGACCGAGAUGGGCUGUCAUGUCUACCUCAAGAAUAUCGGGUUCAUGUCGCGCAUGCCCUACUUGUGCUUCCUGAUGGGCUGCCUUUUCGCCGUGGCAUCGGCCCUCCGGUUCAUGGUGACCCCGAAGACUCCAGGAGGCCUUGUCGUGCUGGGACUGGUCUGUCUCUUCUUGGUGAUGGGUAUGUUCUUUGGGGCCCCUGUGCUUAUCCAAGCCGCAAUCAAGGCUCACAACGCCAUCCACGAGUAUGAAGACCUUCGCCUGAGUUUGUCAGAGGCCGAGGAAGAUGUCGAGUGCUGGUUCUCUCACAACCCCGACGGGGGGCCGCUCAGGGAUUGCCUUCAGGAGUUGGGGUGCUUUGUGCAGCACAAGAAUCGCUCCUGUGACGUAAUCCUCCCGCUGGAUAGCAUCUCGGAGCAUCGAGUGGCCUACUACUUCCACAAGAAGCAGGCUGAGACUUUGGGCAUCACUCUGUCACCGAUGGAUUUAUACCGCCUCGCGACCGAGCCGGCGAAGUGA
Messenger RNA from Symbiodinium sp. CCMP2592, 2457 nucleotides. The record is from the annotation of a GenBank genome assembly. Lineage: Eukaryota; Dinophyceae; Suessiales; Symbiodiniaceae.